Molecule: messenger RNA, 3859 nt
Organism: Esox lucius (northern pike)
Lineage: Eukaryota; Metazoa; Chordata; Actinopteri; Esociformes; Esocidae
Product: ly6/PLAUR domain-containing protein 1-like
Exons: 3
Coding region: 153-626 (157 amino acids)
Biological process (GO): acetylcholine receptor signaling pathway
Molecular function (GO): acetylcholine receptor inhibitor activity
Source: RefSeq, a predicted model, not a curated record
GAGAGCUCGCCCGCAUCCAGCGUUGCGCAUCACAUUCCUCGCUGGCAGCAGAAUGUGCGCACACGUUGAUGUCACGGAAGCUCUUUGGGGUUUUCUUUCGUUCUAAGUUCACCUGGUCUGAUGUGUUCCUCUAAAGUGUCAUUUAGGGGAGGAUGUUGCUUCUCAUUUAUGCAACUUUGAUUGGAUUUUUCUUCAAAACAGGUCAUGCUCUCCAGAUCCAGUGCUACCAGUGUGAGGAGGUGAGAAACAAUGAAUGCUCCACACCGGAGUUCAUCGUCAACUGCACCGUCAACGUGCAGGACAUGUGCCAGAAGGAGGUGAUGGUGAAGGCGGACGGCAUUCAUUACCGGAAGUCCUGCGCAUCGUCCGGAGCCUGCCUGAUCGCCUCGUCGGGCUACCAGCCGUUCUGCACCGGGAAGCUGAACUCUGUAUGCAUCCACUGCUGUAACACGCCCCUGUGCAACGGGCCCCAGCGGAAGAAACGGCCGCCGAUGUCGGCCGCGACGUCCCUCUUUUCCCCUGGCGCCUCGCCCCUCGCCUUCCUGCUGGUCUGCCUCUCCCUGACGUACAACCAAAGGCUCUCGCCCCUCGUCCCGCUGCUCCAUCCCGAGGUGACACUAGAGUAGUGUGGGGCCAUGCGAGACUCCGCCGGCUGUAGUGCCACAGCCGACUUUAGCGUCGUGUCCCCGAGAGGAAUCCUACACAUGAGAGAGACUCUGUAAGCGUCACCUUCGGAUGUUUAAAAAGCCCUUUGGUCUGAGGGCCUUUUUCUAGCCCCUGGCGUUCUAGCCCCUGGGUCGUCUUUGGCUCGCUUCUCCCUUUCCUCUGUCCUGUGGUUACUCUUCUUACUUCGCGGGGGGGGGGGCCUCGUCGGGGCUACGUACGCUGCUGUUUGUAGGAAGCUACAUCAUUACUUCCAAUGAUUAGGAGUCAGACGUGAUUAUGGUCAAUUUAUUUAACCCGUUGUGGGUGUGAGUCUGGGGGAGAAGCUAGCAACAGCUUAGGACGUUAAGCAGUGAGUGGUAGAGGUUUUGGUCAGUUAAUUACAGUAACUACUAAUUACUAAAUCACUUGUCUUAUAUAGUUUGUAUGUAUUUACUUGAAAUAUUGCCGAAAGACAAAGGAUAAAGGGAUUACAUCAUAAAAAAAAAUUAUAAUGAUGUAAGGCAUUUGUUUCCAUACUUAUCCAUUCAGAGAUGAUAGAAUGUGUUAUUAGCUAUAGUAAUUUACAGUAAGAUAAUCACCUAUAUAAACAUCCUCUGUCAUUUGUUAAAACAAAACGUACAGACAUUUUACCCUGAAAAAAAAUGUAUAUUUAAGUCAACAAACCCCUCCCAUCUUUCAGUUUGUUUAGCUGUAGCUCUUGUGCAGUUCAGUUAUCCAUAACUGAUACGUCCCCAAAAAAGACAUUCCAGUUCGGGAAUCGAUAGGGAUGCGCAAAGCGUCGUCACAGACGUGAGGUAUGUGUCUUGUGUUGUGGUGAAGGUCAGGCACAAAGUACUGGUUAUUGUAGCCACCCACUGAAACUGCUUAGGGGAGCUUUUUAGUGUCUCUGCUCAUCUGGGUCUUUUUACGAGGGUGGUAUAAUUCUCAUUCAGCAGCAUAUGUCUUUUUGCAAAAGUAUUGACUUACGGAGGCCAGAACUGCUGCGAAACAAUUUGCGUCCGGGAAUGGUGUGGAGAGCGUUACGAUGGGUGGCGGGGCAUUGUUGAUAGGUCCAUUUACUCCGCAAUUCAUCACGUCUGAAUGCUGAUCUUACCAUUAGGCCCCGCGGAAAUCAUAUCGUCCCUCUUUCCGGUCGGAGUUUUACGAUCAGAUGAUUUGCUCGGGCUCAAGCCCAGCCCUUUCUGGAUUGUCCAAAACGAUCCAUUGUGGGACAGUUGACUGAUCCUGCAAACUGUUCCCAUUAUACCUUCAACCGACCCAUCAAACUGACAUCUUGUACUGACAAUUAGAGCUUAGUGUAUGACUACUGAAUGUUGUGCCAGUGUGAAAGUGAGGCAAACCUUCACAGAAUUGCAUAGACAAAAGAGAGCAAGAUCAGGUUUUAGCCGGAAGGCGGUACAGGUUAUUACUUUGACUAGUGUUGUGCCGUGUUGUUUUGUUUCCUAUGAAGUAUUGGUGUAACAGUUGUUUUCCGGUCACCUGCUGUCUUUCUGUCUGGCUUGGUCUCCUGUCAAUCAUUAGAGACUGAAGGGAAGAGGGAAAAUGGCCUUUAUUACGUUUCGGUGGCUUUCGAGAAAUGUAUUGAUUAUCUAGCACUCGUUAUUCUUUGACGCUGUAAUAAAGUAUUUGUAAAGGUGAUAAUGGAGGAUUGGCGUAACACUGUUUUGUUUGUUUAAUUAUGUUUCUUUUAAUGUCUCACGUUAAAAGUUAACUGACAGUGCUAGUGAUGAUUUCUUUCUCCUUAUUUGAUGUUACUCAUAACCACGUUCAUCACUGACCUACAGUACCACGCGUUAUGGGUAUUUCUUAUGAUGUUGUAGCUUGGUUGGUCUUCUGUGAAGAGUGACUGUAUCUUCCCACCUGACAUGCAAAUAAAGAGCCAUUGAAACUACAAGAAAACACUUGAAACAGCUGACUUACAAAUGCUUUGAAAUAACCAAAAUAUGCGAGAGACAAAAUAGCAAUCUUUUGGAAGGCAGUUUAAUGACCUUGGACGUCCGGGAAGGGUCUCUUCUGUUAGAGUUAGGUCUGGUCUGGUCUAUUAGUGAUAAAUGGGACCUGCUAGGUCAGCCACACACUGGGAGAUGGCGGGAGAGAUAUAGGGAAGGAGUGAGAGAUGGAGGGAGAGCGAGGUGGCCCAAGGAGCCUUGCACCAUGUUUGAAUGAGAGCACCGAGGUGAUGGAGGCUGUGAAAUAUCCCAGAGCCUCGCUUUAAAUGACACUGACCUCCACUGGCUUGGGAUCUUAUUAUUCACCACCAGAUACAUACUGUAUGUACUUGGCUCACAUUCUUUAACCGUCUAAAAUCUACUUUGAGGUAGUUGUCCGCGCAUUUUGUGUCCACAGUCAGGCCACGGGACGGUGGCACAAUUUAGGGGGGGGUUUCAUCAUUUGAAGUGGACAAAGCAACCCUCCACAUUUCAAUUCUGCCCCCAAUUUCCAAUGAACUUCAACUGCUGUAAUUCCAUCAUCACAGACUAUACUAAUGCAACAGACGUUCAUUACCGAAUCAGUUUUGUACUGUCUAUUAAUCACUGGAGUUUCCUAAAUGUAAAAUAUAAUUUAUUUUGAAAACGACAUCCCAUCUGUGAUGUAUCUGUGAUUAACUUAUUAACCUUCCAGAACAUUAUUACUGUUCCGCUGUCAUGGGUUACACAAAACAUUAUCACCAUGAUAAUGUUAAUAAAUGUUCCUGCACAUAGGUGUGAUGCCAUGCCCUGCCCUUGUCCACUUCUUCAGUGAUCCCACACAGUGCAGAGAACAAAGAGAACCAAGCUGCUUCUUGCCAUUCAUUCAGUCAGCAAUGGAAAACUAAGUCCUAUGAGCACAGUAAUCAUUUGCUUUAGGCAGACAAUAAGGAUGGUGACAUAAGUGGGUUUCUCUGUGGUGUCACAAAUGAUUCCACACACACCUGUUCUAGAGAGGUCAGCUCUGUCCUGGUCAUCCUCUGUCUUUUAUAAUGUGUAUUAACUUAGAUGCUGUUGUCUAUCACAAAUAAUACACUGUUGAAAACAGUCCGCACAAUAAUGCACGCUUGGUUACCUCAUGUCAGAGUGGAGUUACUUAGAUACUUAACAAAUAGCAGGCUUGGACUUUUGCAAAUAACACAUUUUUUACAUCUCCCAUUUGAAACUGAAUGUGUAAUAUGUUUUAUGUGAUAUGUGAGAAUAUUAUACCGUAGUAUAACAUACCG